CUUCCGAUGGCCGAUGCACAAGAGACACGUCGCGCGUUUCACGUGCAGCGUAGGAACCGGCAAGACGUGGUGGUGGACGACCUGGGCAGAGAGAUCAUUCCUUUCCAGAGCGGCAUCUCCACAUCGGACCUGAAGCGUCUCAUCAAAGACCGCUUUACCCGCUCCCUUGCUGAUGUGAAAAUUGCUUCUCUGCGCUUCGACCCUGACAUCGGCCUUCAGUGGCAUGUGACUGACGAGACCUUUCCCGACCAUGGAAGGGAGGGCCAGCAGCCUAUCGUCGUCUGGGCUGUGGAUCCGUCAAAGGGAGAAUGCUCCUUUAUCGCAGCGGCUACACAACACUACACAACCAUGAGGUGAGGCAGGCGAUCCGAUACAUGUGCAUCCCAUCAAUCUGCUGCUUCUGCGUGUGUAUGUUUAUGUAUGUGCGCCUUCAGGACAGCAACCACUGCGGCAGUUGAGGGCUUCUCUGCGUCCUGGCGUUCGUUGCGUGGGUUAUUCUCGGGGUCUUCAAGCAGCACUCCUUCGCAGGCUACAUCCUCUCCCUCAUUCCAUCCACCCUCGCAGGGGCCCUCUCGAUCGGCGCCUUCAAGAGGCACUUCGUCCAGCGGUGCUGCAGCGAGCAGCCUUGAUUGUUCUGAGAAGAGUACCAGGGUGCCAUUGCUCGCGGACGUGCAUUGACAUGCUCGUGACACAUGGAGAUGAUCAACGAAGGUUUGUUUUGUAGUGGUGUCCUUGGGCGGAGGGAGAAAGGGACGAUAGGGUGUGUAUGACGAUGCGUGUACAGUACGUUUUGGGGGCAAUCGGUGGAGGCAUGGUGACUGGUGACGUAGCCGCAUGUGGAUUGGGUUUAUCGUUUGUGUUGAUCUGAAUGUUCUGUGGCUUCGUGUGUGGUAUAGACGACUGCUCUGUCUCUCCUGCCAAUCAAUGUGUCAUUUUUCUGCAGCACAGACGCAUGCGCGCAGCUCAGAGACGCAGAAGAAUGUCUACGAAUGUGCCUCUGCAGUUGGGAUGAGGGCCGAGAAGCGCCAAACUCAGACGCCUCUGUGAUAAGAUGAAAGCAGCAACAUAAAUCUCAGCUC
Molecule: messenger RNA, 1079 nt
Organism: Vitrella brassicaformis
Lineage: Eukaryota; Vitrellaceae
Source: the annotation of a GenBank genome assembly